Messenger RNA from Adineta steineri, 872 nucleotides. Lineage: Eukaryota; Metazoa; Rotifera; Eurotatoria; Adinetida; Adinetidae. The record is from the annotation of a GenBank genome assembly.
AACUAUUCAAAUAUUCUAUUUGAACGUUUUUAGGAAUAUACCAGUGGAUAUUAUAGAAUUCCGGCAUUUUUUUUUACAAAAGUUAUUUCGGAUAUACUUCUAUUACGAAUCAUCCCAUCGAUCGUAUAUUCACUAAUUGUUUAUUUUCUGAUUGGAUUACAACGUACUGCAGAAAAAUUCUUUAUCUUUCUUUUUACUAUAUUCGUGUGUAGUUUAUUUGGAUCAGCAAUAUGUUUGUACUUUUCCGCACUUAUUCAUACAUUUUGUAAGACUAUAAAAAUAAUAUUUUAUAAAGAGUACGCAUUUUAAUUUUAUUUGUAUAUAUUUUAGCUACUGCUUUAGUUAUUGUGAUACUUAUCUUCGUAAUAAUGAUGGUAUUUUCUGGUUUUAUAGUUGAUUUAUCUGGUGUAAAAGAUUGGGUAGCUUGGAUUAAAUGGUUGAGUGCUUUUCGAUAUGCAUCGAAUAUGUUAACAAUCAAUGAAUUUCGUGAUAUAACUUUUUGUUUGGCUAAUAUGACAUCGAUUUGUCCAACCAAUGGAACGGAUAUAUUAAAAAAUAAAAACAUCAAUUAUCAAACAGAUUGGGAUAGAUGGCAAAAUAUUCUAGCAUUAGCAGCGAUGGCUCUGAAACAAGCUAUGAAACAAUCAACGAUCGGUGUAUUUUUUGUUCUGUUUAUAUUCAUUGUAUGCAACUCAAUAUUGGUCGAUGCCCGUGGAUGUUGGGGAAGUGGAUGGGGUGGUUGCAAUGAUGGUGGAUGUAAUUCAGCAGGAGGUUAUUGUCAAAAUUUUGGACGGCCGCCAAACAAUGACUGUCGAUGUGUUGGUAUACGAAGUAGACAUCCACCACGGCGACCUUUCGGACGGCCUGGAUAA